UUGUUUGUAGAAAUACUCUGGAUAUCGAUUAAACUAUUGGAAGCCUACGUGAUCGAAACUUAUUGUUAUUCUAUCCAUACUCUAUGAAGAUUUACUUGACGAUUUAUCUCACAUCUGUCUUAUUGAGGAAAAAACUAAAAAUGCACAUAUUAGAUUACGAUCCAAAUGAUACACAAUUAUUCAUGACGUUAAACUUUAAGCUGAGCGAAUAUGGAAAAUGGAUUUAUUUUGUUUACAGUUUUCAUUUGACUAAGUUGUGCCCGCGACUUUUGCGUCAUUAAAAAAACUAGACAGUCUUUGUGUCAAAGUUCGUACAAAUACGUAUGGCCAUUUUGUAAUUAAAUACCUGCUAACAAACAUCCAUCGGUCUAUUUUUAUAUUUUUUAUAUUCGAUGUUGUUAAUAAAGAUUCAGUAUACUAAGAUUUGUACGACUAUAAAUUUAUAUGUUAAUCUAAUUUUCAAUCCGUACCGUGUACUCACAUCUAAAUUCGAAUACUCGCCAUAACAAUGCGUUAGUCACGUCUUACUUUAAUUCAAUGACAGUUUAAAGCCAUAAUUUUCCUGCAGGAAGAGGUUAACGUGAGCUAAUAAAAAAAUAUUACGAAGGCAGCUCGUUUUGUUGUGAUUUCAUUCGAAAUAUUUUCCUCAAUCUGUUUGUGGUAUAAAAGCUUUGAGAUUUUCAUAAUCAUCACAGUUUGAAUCCGACACCAUGGGUAGAAAGAUCUGGUUCUUGCUUACGGUUGUGACUAUAGUUCAGUCAAAGGAUCUCUCUGAAGGAUCCGAUGAUUUCGGAACUACUACUAAGAAAAUAUUCGACGAAAACAAAAAAGCAAAUCCAGCGAUAUGGCGUCAAGUGGACAAUAUCACUAUAACUGGAGACGAAGGCGCGAAAAUCAAUAAAAUCCUUGUAACAGAUUUGAGAGAAGAAAAAGAUGGAGAAGCGAAAAUAGUUGAAGGUGGUAUCGGUCAGCGAAAUGUGACUAUAGAAUUGAAAAGUCCUACAGCACUGAGAGGAUAUGAUUUCCAUAUUGAAGUGUAUGCAAAUUCAGACAGCGAGGCAUCAACAAGUCACGACGCAACCAAACAAGAAUCAAACCCAGCGAAACCCACUGAGGAAAAGAAACCAAUUAACGCAGUUCCAAUUGUACCUAUAAGUUUAACUAAAGAUGAAUUACCCUCAACUUCUGAACAACCUCAAGACUCUUUAAAAGAAAAUAAGAGACAAAACCGUGAUGCCGAAGAAAAAUAUAAAUUAAAUAAGCAACUCAACCCACAUUCUUUUACUGAUGUUACCACAGAAGUGCCUGAAUUGAAAUCAACAGCCAUCCCAGCAACGAAUAAAGACAAAAGAGAAGAUAAAGUACUCGAGCAAGGUAUAACUAACCAUCAUAUACAUUUACAAGAAGCACCUAAAAUGCCCGAAUCAACUGCAAGAAGUAUUCCCACGACGGAAUUCAAAAUAGCAGAAGAAAAGCACAAUCAAGAAACCCGUAACAUCGAAGAAAAUAAAAAGCAAACAAAUUUCGAUAAGAACGAGAAACAAACGAAUAUUAACUAUUCUCAAUUUAACGUUCGAGAAGUGACUCCCAAUGUACCUGUAAACGCGCAAUCGCCUGUUGUAGAAGGUCACAAGAGACAUGCCCGUGAAGUUAACCAAAAUGCUCCGGCAGUGGAAAGUACAGAGCAUCCAUUACCUCCUGCAGCAUCCAGAAACCAAGGUUCUAUAACAACCAAAGUCCCAAGUGAAGCAACACACAUAGAAAAUAAUCCAGCAGUUCUAACAGAAGACAAACAAAACAAAGAACACGUACAAGUCGAUAAAGUUGAAGAAAAAACAAUACACGAACACCAUAACCACAAUCAUAGAUUCAGUGGGCGACAUGUUCCCGAUAGAUUUGCUCGCAAUCCUUCCUCUGCUUCAAAACGUGAAACAUCUACGGAAAUUAACAAAGUUUCAACAAUUGCAUCAACGAACAUCAAUACAGCACAAUCUAGUACUCCAGUCAUUCCAAGAAUAAUUGCAAGCGAUCAAACUACAACCAAGCCAGAAAACACUGCAGGUAAGCAAGUUGAUACUGACAUUAAUUCAGAAUUACAUAUUAAUACAAACAAGAAAAGCGCUUCUGAAGAAAUCACAGCAAACAAAAGGAUUACACGUGAUACAACUGACAAAAAUAAAGAACAACCAGCAGUAUUACCAACUGUUAACAUAAAAGAUUCUCCUUCUUCAACGACAUUAAAACCCGAAUUAAACGGAUUUAAAGCGCCAGUCGAAGCUUCUGAAAAGGAAAUCAAACACGAAUCUGAAAAAGCAGAUAAAUCAGAAAAUAAAGACAAUCAAAGAAACAUUAGAGGUACUGUGGAUAAUAAAGAAAAAAUCAACGAUCUGAGUACUUCAACUACAAAACCCGAUAAUAAAGAAAGCAAUGAAAAAGUAUCGACUGCUAAAACACCAGUUCCAGUGCCUAUUCUACUUAAAUCAACUCCUGAAGUUAAAACACAGCUUAAAGAUGUUCCUAACGAAAAGGAAAGAAUCGCUCGUGACGUAGAUAUUAAAAAAUCACAUAAUGACGAGAAGUCAUCUUCAACAACAGAUGCUACUGGGAUUGAAAUCGAAAAGGCAAAGAAGUCAGACGAAAAAGUAACUGUAGAAUACCAAUCAUUAAUUUCUACCAUCAAAGAUAACAAGAAAGAAGAAAAAGCACCAACAACUGCCAAUAAUGAAAAUGCAACUAAAAGUGAAAUAAACCCGAAAAUAGAAGAAAACGACACACAAAAUGGUGACCUUAAAAAUCUGCCUGGAACAUUCACAAGAGAAAUUAAAAACAUUAAAGGAACGUCGACUAUUGAAGAGCAAAAUAAUAAGAAUGACUUAAGUACCACAAGUGCACCUUUAAUUGACAGAAAAGAAAAAACUGAACCUAAAAAGCCAGAAAAAUCGUUAGUUCCACCUCAAUAA
Papilio polytes (common Mormon) is the source of this 2960-nucleotide messenger RNA. Its product is annotated as FK506-binding protein 5-like. The transcript has a single exon. Bases 711 to 2960 code for a protein of 749 amino acids. NCBI's taxonomy places the organism in Eukaryota, Metazoa, Arthropoda, Insecta, Lepidoptera, Papilionidae. The record is from RefSeq and is a predicted model, not a curated record.